CUUUUUCUCUUGGCUGGGUUGGAGCCUCUGAAGGGACAGACUGUGUGACUUUGAGAUCUGAGAAGUCCCUAUAGGCACAUGUUGCUGGAAGGGUUCCAACAAGGGUUGAGGAGAGAUGACCACCCCCUGACUUCUGCAUGUUGCUGCUAAGACUUUAUUCUGCGAAAUCCAAACUGGAUGGAGAGUUGGGGUUUUCUUUUCAGGGAAAUUGAUGUUCUGAUGCCAGGACACUAGCCGGCUGACGAGAGCUUUGCCAACCUGUGUGACAGCCCGGUGGCUAGAGUGUGGAUAUGGCAGUCCAAACCUUAACAGGAUUUUCUCUAGUAAGCCUGCUGAGCAUUGGUUAUAUGUCCUGGGAUUGGAUGAAGCCAGCAGUACUUGGAGACAGCCCCGGUGAUGCUCCAGCUAAACUUCAGGCACCUCUUUCUCUCAGGCCCCCGCACAUCAUCUUCAUCCUUACUGACGACCAGGGGUACCACGAUAUAGGGUACCACGGAUCGGACAUACAAACUCCAACUCUGGAUCGCCUUGCUGCCGAGGGAGUCAAGCUAGAGAAUUAUUAUGUACAGCCCAUAUGUACGCCUUCACGCAGUCAGCUUAUCACUGGCAGGUAUCAGAUCCACACUGGACUGCAGCAUUCAAUCAUACGACCACGACAGCCCAACUGUUUGCCUCUUCAUCAAGUGACACUGCCCCAAAAGCUGCAGGAAGCUGGUUAUGCAACACACAUGGUCGGAAAAUGGCAUCUGGGAUUUUAUAAGAAAGAUUGCCUUCCAACAAGACGUGGAUUUGACACUUUUCUUGGCUCUCUGACUGGGAAUGUGGACUAUUACACGUAUGAUAACUGUGAUGGCCCAGGUGUUUGUGGCUUUGACCUGCAUGAAGGAGAAAAUGUGGCUUGGAACCUCGCUGGCAAAUACUCCACCAUAUUCUACUCCCAGCGUGUAAGUCAUAUAUUGGCCUCUCAUAAUCCCCAGCAACCUAUAUUUAUAUACAUAGCUUUUCAAGCAGUGCAUACUCCCUUGCAGUCUCCUCGAGAGUACAUCUAUCAAUAUAGGAAUAUGGGCAAUGUAGCAAGGAGGAAGUAUGCCGCCAUGGUAACAUGUAUGGAUGCAGCUGUUAAGAACAUCACCCGGGCAUUGAAAAAGUAUGGUUACUAUGACAACAGUAUUAUUAUAUUCUCGUCAGACAAUGGGGGUCAAACCUUCUCUGGGGGAAGCAACUGGCCUUUACGGGGUCGCAAAGGCACUUACUGGGAGGGGGGUAUAAGGAGUUUGGGAUUUGUUCAUAGUCCAUUGAUUAAAAAGAAAAGAAGGUCUAGUCGAACCCUAAUGCAUAUUACAGAUUGGUAUCCAACGCUAGUAAGUCUGGCAGGAGGAAACAUUUCUGAAACAGAGGGACUUGAUGGCUAUGACAUGUGGCCAUCAAUAAGUGAAGGAAAAGAGUCACCACGGACUGAAAUUCUGCAUAAUAUUGAUCCCUUGUAUAAUCUUGCCAGGUCUGGAUCCUUGGAAGAAGGUCAAGGAAUAUGGAACACCGCUAUUCAGGCCUCAAUAAGGGUUAAAGAUUUUAAAUUGUUAACUGGGGACCCUGGAUACAGUGAUUGGAUACCACCACAGACACUCACCAACUUUCCAGGAACUUGGUGGAACCUAGAACGACAUACUGAGGGAGCCCGUAAAUCAGUAUGGCUUUUUAACAUCACAGCAGACCCUUUUGAACGUUAUGACUUGUCUGCACAGAAGCCUGAAAUUGUUAAGGAACUUUUGGAACGUAUAGCUUACUAUAACCACACUGCUAUCCCAGUGCGAUAUCCAAAUGAGGAUCCAAGAGGGAAUCCAGAUCUCAACGGUGGCGCAUGGGGACCAUGGGCUAGUGAGGAUGAGGAUGAAGAAGAGAACUGGAUAAAUGGACAUCUAAAGAGUGCAAACAAAAAGAAGAAAUGCAAGAUAUGCAAGCUUAGGUCAUUUUUUAAAAAACUAAACACCCGUAUUAUGUCGAAUCGCAUCUAAGUCGAUAUCUGAAUUGACAUUGGUGUUGCAGUUUCUGUUGAGGUCUCAUUCAAGCAUUUCACAAGGUUUAAUGGUCAGCAUCUUGAAUUCCAUUCAAGAUUAUGUGACUACAAAAAUUAGAAUGGGCCUCAGUUCAAGAUGAAGCAGAAAUAUUGAGAAAGGGGUAUGCUUGAGGUGUCCAAAGAUCUCCAAAUGUAUGCACUAUAUCAGGGAACAUACAGUGUCCAGAUUGACAAUUAUUCUGGACCAAAAUGAGCACUAGCUAAAAUAUUUAUAGACAGCAAAAGGAACAUUGAGAUAUUUUAGACCUCAAUGUGCAGUCUACAGGGAGUCUAAAGACGACACUUUUGUAAAGUUGAAAUGUAAUCAAAUAAACUUUAAUUUGGAAGGUUAAAGGGAAAUAGACUAUUUUCAGGGUGAUUGAUUGCUGUAGGAUUACUUCAUAUACGAUGCCUGUAUUAGUAUAUGCUGCUGCCUAACACAAUAUAUUGUUGCAUUUCUUUCUGAUCAUGGUGGCAUCAUGGCAUAGCAUACAUGUGUGUAUAUAGGUAUAGUUUUCGUUUGACACCUAUUGUAGCAGAAGCACUCUUUGUAAAAAAUGUAG
Messenger RNA from Nanorana parkeri, 2616 nucleotides. It is a transcript of the gene ARSI, whose product is annotated as arylsulfatase family member I. The record is from RefSeq and is a predicted model, not a curated record. The coding region runs from base 291 to 2012 and encodes 573 amino acids. The transcript has 2 exons. Lineage: Eukaryota; Metazoa; Chordata; Amphibia; Anura; Dicroglossidae.